This is a messenger RNA of Alternaria postmessia, 738 nucleotides long. RefSeq lists its product as uncharacterized. The transcript has a single exon. The record is from RefSeq and is a predicted model, not a curated record. The coding region runs from base 1 to 738 and encodes 245 amino acids. Lineage: Eukaryota; Fungi; Ascomycota; Dothideomycetes; Pleosporales; Pleosporaceae.
AUGUACCAAAACCGAGAAGAGCUACUGGCAAAUUACAGGCAAAACCCACGUCCCCUUGAUUAUCAAGAUGAUGAGGACUGGAAGAUAUGCCUCGCGCUUAUAGAUGAAAAAGCAGACCGCGAGAGACAAGAACGAGCAGAUCGAGCGGUUGCUGACGAUGGUGAUGCCGAGGACGAAGAUUCUGACGGAGACAAAGAAAAUGCUGUCCCACUACCAAUCCGUAUGAAGACAGAAGACAGAGAGACGGAGAACGAAGAUGAAGGCGAAGAAGAAGACGAAGGCACGAAUGAUCCCGCACCAGACACCACCGCAGUUCCUGUAAUCCCCCAAGUGCCCACAACAACCACCAGCACAAGCCAAACCCUCAUCGCCCCUUCCGGAGCACCCAUCUACUUCUUCCACGGAAACAUCAACAUUCCUCUCAUGUUGAUCGACACAGAAAUUCAAGCUGCCGUUCAAAAACUGAUUGAAAUGUACAUCACCCGUGGUCGACUAGCCAGCAAUACCGUCGUCUGCAUAAACCAGCGCUAUGACGGUCAAGCCACGCAUAAUGCUGAUGGUACAGAGUAUGCCUGUAGGACUUGUAUUGAUAAGUAUCGUGAUGGUCAAAACUACAAGGGAUACAGGGUUUGUAUAAGACAUGGGCAGAAGGUCAUGGGUGGACAGCUGGUAACUGCAUAUUUCGCUGUCGCACAAAAGCGAUCGGAGAAUCAGCGGUAUGUUUGGCGUACUGAGUAG